Molecule: messenger RNA, 6901 nt
Organism: Xenopus laevis (African clawed frog)
Lineage: Eukaryota; Metazoa; Chordata; Amphibia; Anura; Pipidae
Gene: abcb7.L
Product: ATP binding cassette subfamily B member 7 L homeolog
Exons: 16
Coding region: 16-2532 (838 amino acids)
Biological process (GO): transmembrane transport; intracellular iron ion homeostasis
Cellular component (GO): mitochondrial inner membrane; membrane
Molecular function (GO): ATP binding; nucleotide binding; ATPase-coupled transmembrane transporter activity
Source: RefSeq, a predicted model, not a curated record
AAAUUAACAUUGUGAAUGAGAGGAUUUUGGAAAGUUGACCAGAAGAAUUAUAUGUUCUUUCAUGAGCAGGUUUACAUCCUCUGUGGAGACAAAGACACAGCUAUCCUUAUAUGCAGCAGCAUUGCUUGUUUUCUCAUGCUUCCCCACCAGGGAUGCCAGCCAGGCCAAUGCAGCUCUCACACCAUCAUUCUUCGGCUGCACAUCCACGCUCUUGCACUAGAGGGCGCUGUUUGUAAUCUAAGGUGCCGCGGCGGUCAGGCCUCCAAUGUCCCGGCAUGCACUGCGCUCCCUGUCAUGGCGCUGCUCAUGCUGCUCACUCUGCCCAGAAAGCGGCCGACAGCGCUAUACCAGUGUAAGAGGACGCUAAGUUGCUGGUAUUCGCCGGAGGGAGGGAGCAAAGCACGGAGAGACCCGUCACAUUGGCGCCAAAGUCAGGUUCUGCACAGACUCCCAGGGAAGACUACAUGGCAGGUUAUAAGGAAGGACAAUUCAAGGCAUUUUUUAGAUGCCGCAAAGGUGCUUUCUGGAUGGCAAUCGACACAAAUACGGACAUGCUGGCAUGGGAAUGCAGGGGGCAAUCUUCACACAGAUCCCAAGCAAGGGCUAAAGGAAAUAGAUUCCAGGAAGAUAUUAAAAGCCAUGUUUUCCUAUGUUUGGCCCAAAGACAGACCUGAUUUACGAGCAAGAGUUGCGAUAUCCCUUGGGCUUCUAGCAGGUGCAAAGGGUAUGAACAUUGUGGUGCCUUUCAUGUUUAAAUAUGCAGUCGACUCCCUCAAUGAGAUGUCUGGAAACGUGCUGAACCUGAGUGACGCACCGAAUACUGUCGCCACCAUGGCUACAGCUGUCCUGAUUGGCUAUGGAGUAUCCAGGGCUGGCUCAGCUCUCUUUAAUGAAAUGAGGAAUGCAGUAUUCGGAAAAGUGGCUCAGAGCUCCAUCAGAAGGAUUGCUAAAAAUGUCUUCUUACACCUGCACAACCUGGACCUGGGGUUUCAUCUGAACAGGCAGACGGGGGCUCUGUCUAAAGCUAUAGACCGGGGGACAAGGGGCAUCAGCUUUGUUUUAAGUGCCUUGGUGUUUAACCUGGGGCCCACAAUGUUUGAGGUUCUCCUAGUGAGCAGUAUCUUGUACUAUAAAUGUGGUGCCCAGUUUGCACUGGUGACAUUGGGAACACUUGGAGCAUACACUGCAUUUACCGUAGGAAUCACACAGUGGAGGACGAAGUUUAGGAUAGAAAUGAACAAAGCUGAUAAUGAAGCUGGGAAUGCUGCAAUAGAUUCAUUGCUAAAUUAUGAAACCGUUAAGUACUUUAACAAUGAAAAGUAUGAAGCUGAAAGGUAUGAUGGAUUCCUGAAGACUUAUGAAAAUUCUUCCCUGAAGACUACCUCAACUCUCGCCUUGCUGAACUUUGGACAGAGUGCAAUAUUCAGUGUUGGAUUGACAGCAAUAAUGGUGCUUGCAAGCCAAGGGAUUCUAACAGGAAACUUAACAAUUGGAGAUCUGGUCAUGGUGAAUGGGCUGCUGUUCCAGAUCUCACUGCCCUUGAACUUCCUUGGUACUGUCUACAGAGAGACUAGGCAAGCUCUCAUUGAUAUGAACACUCUCUUCACCCUUAUGAGUGUGGAUACCAAGAUUAAAAAUAAAGAAUUGGCUCCACCGCUGCUAAUAACCCCUCAGACUGCCACCAUAACCUUUGAUGAUGUUUAUUUUGAGUACAUCGAGGGGCAGAAAGUCCUUAAUGGUGUGUCAUUUGAAGUACCUGCUGGGAAAAAAAUAGCAGUCGUUGGAGGCAGUGGAUCAGGUAAGAGCACCUUGGUCCGACUGUUAUUCCGUUUUUUUGAGCCCCAGGGGGGAAAUAUUUAUGUGGCUGGACAAAACAUAAAGGAUGUCAGUCUGGAGAGUUUGAGAAAAGCAAUUGGUGUUGUCCCACAGGAUGCUGUUUUGUUCCACAACACAUUGUACUAUAAUUUGCACUAUGGCAACAUCAAUGCCAACCCCGAAGAAGUGUACCAUGUUGCAAAGUUGGCAGGACUGCAUGAUGCCGUCCUUCGGAUGCCUCAUGGCUACAACACCCAAGUUGGAGAACGAGGUCUCAAACUAUCAGGUGGAGAGAAGCAGCGAGUGGCCAUCGCCCGUGCAAUGUUGAAGAACCCACCAAUAAUUCUGUAUGACGAGGCCACGUCUUCCUUGGAUUCUAUCACUGAGGAGAACAUCCUAAGCUCAAUGCGGGAUAUAGUAAAGCACCGAACCUCUGUAUUCAUUGCACACAGACUUUCCACCAUUGUGGAUGCAGAUGAAAUAAUUGUACUUGAUAAGGGUAAAGUGGCAGAAAGGGGGACACACUUUGCACUCCUAGCCAACCCUAGCAGCCUGUAUUCCGAACUGUGGCACACGCAAAGUAACAGAGUGCUGAACAGCCAGAACAACAGGGCCACACAGAAGAGCGCCCAGGAGAUAGCCAAGGAGGAAGAACGGAAGAAACUUCAAGAAGAAAUCAUCAACAGUGUAAAAGGCUGUGGGAACUGCUCAUGCUGACCAAGGAUAAUGGCUGAUUGAGCUGUAAAUGGCGGCAUUGUGGGAAGUGGGAAUCCAAGGAGCAGUGCUUAAACUGUGGAUAUUUUUAAAUUCCCCCAGUCAUAGCCUCACAGCAGCUUUUGUUUUAUUUUCCACCAGCCUCUCUAUCUCCUGCUUUGUCGGUUCCCCUUCAAAAACGUUUCUUCUUCAUUGUUUCUAGUUCUUCUCAAAACACGUCUUCCUUUUAUAAAUUUUUCCGCUGGAUACUUUUAGGGUGCAUAUGAAAUGUAAAAUCCUUGUUUUGAGAGAAUAGCUAUAGCUGGGCAUACAUGGUAAGCAUGUGAACCCAAUUUGGGCACCAACAUUGUGGGCCAGAUCGGGAUAAUAUGAUUGGCAGAUGAUAGGGUCACAAUGGGGCCAAAGUAGACCAACUUGGAUAGGAUCACAUCAAAUGCACUAGUGGCCCAGAACCUCCAGAGGACCCCAUACACACAAGAUUACCUGUAAACUUGGUCUGAAGUGGACAAAACGGGCAGCUUUUAUUGGCCAAUGUAUUGCAAGCUAAAGUCAAUUAAUCAGACAGGAUUGGAAGCUGUACUAGGCCCUUGAUAUUUCGUUUUUAAUCCAGCUGAAUGUGUCCCUUAAACCACAUAUUAAAAUCAGUUCCCCGCAUCAUUCAUGUCAACCAACGAAGCUAGUUUAAAUAUUAUUAUUGUCAAUAAGAUCUUUUGUCCUAUAAUACAAAUAUUAUUAUGUAUAAAUAUAAAACAUUAUUUUCAAAUACAACACGUGUUAAUGGGAAUAUGGCAAAACUGUAGUUCACUCCUGGUUCUUGUAUAAGUAUUUGGGUUGUCAACAUUUUUUUUCCAGGUGGUAGAAAUUUUAAGCCUUUAUUUGUUUAUACAUACAUUCAUGAGAGAUAACAUUUUCACUUCCAGGAUGGAAGGAUGAUGCAGACAGCUCCAACGAGUUGAUGUCCGCACAGCUCGAUACCUUUAAAGAUCUGUAUUUCUUUGCAUCCCGUUAGUGUUAUCCUGUUUAUGCUCAUGCUAUUUUUUAUCAUGGUAAACAAGAUUUAAAGGAAAACUGUAGCAAAAGUACAUGUUGCACCUCUGUAUGCAAAUAUUUCAUAGGGGUCAUGGUGUUAGAUACUUGAAAUUUGUGGGGAGAGGAUCUAAUGUUUGAAAAAAAAAACAUUUUGUGUAGGAGCAGCUAGUACUAAAAAUAUACAGUAUUUUCCCUUUAAUAUAGCCAGUAAUGGAACCAUGUAAAUCAGUUUCCAUCAGAGAAAGUAACUGUUAUAAAGCCAUUAGGUGCUGCCUUCUGCUCUUAGACAAUGCUUUUCUGUUAACCGCUGCAUUACAAUGUUUCUUUUGUUUAAAUACCCAAUAGAAAAUCAAUUUUAAGCUCAAUUUUGCCCCCGCCUAAACACUCUAACUACAUUGCGUUUUCUUUUUAUGACAGGUAGAAAUUAUUGCUGUAGUUUCCAGUUUUUGUCCUCAAAUUCCCUGUAACGAUGCAUCUAGUGGGAACACUGACAUUUCCAAGGAACAAUGUCAGAACGACCAAGUCCUUAUAUGUGCUCCUAUAAGGGCUGAUUACGGAUGCACUAAAAUACCAGUGCCAUGUGGUACGUAGCGUGGCAUUCCUUUGGAGCCCCGGAAUCCGCUUAACGUUGUGAGAAUAAGUCCAGCAAAUCUCAAAAGGCAAAAUCAUUUUAAAAAUACAUAGGAGUGCAGUUUUAAAAAGCUGAUUUAUCAUCAUUUUAUAUCAAGUACAGGUAUUUUUUGUCUUGGUUAAAAAAGAAAUCUCAGUCUUGGCAGCAAGAUAUAGUUUUUUUUGCUGCUACUGGUUGACAGCAAUGAUCUCUAAAUGUAUAUAAAGGAUUCUUACUUUUCUGUGGCACUGACCCGUACAAAUAUUCCAUGCUGGAAACUUCUAAGCAAAAAUUUAGCAAUUCUUUGUAUUUUUGGAGUGGUUGUUUUCUACUCUCUGCAGGGCUAGAUUUGAACAACUUUAUAUUUCUGUUCAUCCUCUAUUCCAGCUGCGACCCUAGCAACUAGUGAGCGUAAAUGUCAAGCUGCAGAGCAAAAAUAGCAAUAUUAAAAAAAGAAAAAGUGUUCAUCUAUUAUAAUUUAAAGGCUGCAGUUGUAUAUGAUACAAAAAAAAAUCCUUCUGGGUCCCAUUGAUAUAGGCCUUGUUAAGCCACAAAUGAGUACUGUUGCUCUGCACUUUCUGGCGAUGGCGUUCUCUUGCACUGAACCCCCCAGAAAGGCCAGGCUUCAUCCAUUAUAUUUUAAAGGCUGCAAUUUUAUAUGAUACAGAACUGUGCUGCUAAAAAAAAUCCUUCCGGGUCCCAUUGGUAUAGGCCUUGUUAAUCCACAAAUGAGCACUGCUGCUCUGCACUUUCUGGUGGUGACGUUCACUUGCACUGAGCCCCCCCAGAAAGGCCAAAAAUGGCUGUAUUGCGUUUGCACUGCAGCAGCCCUUUGUCAUAAGUCAUUUUACUUUUAUUGCCCAUUAACACUUUGUUUCCAAGGAAUGUUAGUGACUGCUGCACUUUGUGAUUGGCUGCUGUAAUGUAUAAUGAAGAAACCAAUAUGUAUAUCAAGUUUAUAAACCGCACGUCUGAAGCUGCCUUGACACAAGCCAAUAAUCGAUCUAUAGACCUGCAAAUGAUGGCUGUCCCUUAAAGGCAAUCUAAAGUGAUUGAUGUCCCAGAGAGCUCUGCAGGGCUGCUGUAGCAUGGAUUUCAUUCAGUUCUUAAUAGAAGUGAUUGGUCUGUCCCAUGCCCUCGAGUGUUGUCCCUAUCACUGCUCUGCCUGAAAAUGUCUGAGGGAGAAAGAAAAUGACCAUAAUCAUUUUACUUUGUGCAGCAUACGUCAGUAGACUUAUAAUGUGAUCCCUAUCUAAAUCCAGCUCCUCAAUUCUUAUUUCCCCGAUGACCUGCUGACAUCUCUCCUGUCUCCAUUCAUUCUUCAUUUGCUCUCCUUGUAACAUACACGAGAAUACCUCUCCUGCCUGCUCGCCUGCCUUGUCUUGUAGAGCAAAUCGCCCCAGGAGGAGACCGAUGAGACGUUUCCUCAUGACAUAUUUGCCUCUCAGCACUUGAUAAGAAUAGUGGAUUUUUUUUAUUUUGCCUUAUAACCAACGUGAAAAAUACAGAUUCAGCCGGCUUAAGGGUGGGUUACUUUUUAUAUAAUCCUUGGAAAAUACCUUCCUUAUUAUGCUAUUCUCAGAUCUAACAUAAACAUCUACCCUACUUAUAACUUUAUGUAAAAUUGUUCAGUGCUCUUGUGAGCAUGUUUGCAAUGAAAGGUUUUGUGAUAUUAGCAGAUUUAUGCUGUUAAUAUCAUGAAAAUGUAAUCUGAGUGUCCCCUUGUUUUGGGUCUGGCAAGGACCAGUUAAAAUGACUGUUUUUUGCCAAACGGCAAGGGGUGCUCAGGUUACACCUUUUUGAUAUUAGGAGUGUAAAUAAAUGUAAAUUGCAAAAGUGCUCAGGAGAGCAAUAGUUCUAUUCUAGUACGUGCCCACUUUUGAUAGCCCGUACCUAUACCAUGUAUCUUUGCCACAGCAUGGGCACUCAACUGGAAUGAUAAAAUAAAUGUGCACUAAAAACGUAGCUGGAAAAGAAAGCUUUGUGUUCCAGCAGGCUGCUGUUAUUCUGCUCUGCUCUACAGCACAUUGCAGGGAUUUCAUAGAAGCGUCCAGUCAGAAAAGAAAAACAGACAGAUGUUUCCUUGGCAGAGCACUCUGGUUACAUUUGUGCCACUAAUGGAUUUGGGAGGCUUACCACAGCCUUGAUGUUUGUACUCAAAUGCCACUUUCUUUUUUUAAUGGGGGAAAAAUAACCCAACAUAGACUUUUAUUUUGUAGUUCUUGAAAGCUGAUGUAUUUUUCCGGCAAGUCCAAACGCGUACUACAUUCAACCUUUGCCACUGGGCAGAGGAAACUACAGCUGAUCCCUACAAAUGGCUUGGAGGCUGCUCGUAGGGUUGCUCCAGGCUGCAGGACUGCAGCAGAAUCCUAUCUAAACUUUUCAUAUCAAUGUGACCGGAUUACCCCUUCCCACAAUGCUGGCAUUUCCCACCUGCCGCCGAGCCUGAAAUCACUUGUCAGUUAACGUGACCUCAAUUAUAGCAUAUCUUUGCUUUUUUUUUUGUGUGUUUUUCUAACUUAUUCCUAAUUGAAUCCAAAUGCAUAUAAUAGAAGGUGUACAGUGAAGAUAAGCCAUUCUCUGUCGAGUGUUGCUCCUGAUUGUUUAAAAGAACCUUCUGAUUGCUAUUGAUUUAGAUACAUUUUGCAGUCCCUUUUAACACGACUUCCCAUGCUCUGUGCAUUUAUUAUGUAUAUAGAGUUAUUGUUGAAUAAAUGAAGAGUAAUAUUUGUU